Messenger RNA from Musca domestica (house fly), 2919 nucleotides. RefSeq names its product protein asteroid (gene ast). The transcript is spliced from 2 exons. Lineage: Eukaryota; Metazoa; Arthropoda; Insecta; Diptera; Muscidae. The record is from RefSeq and is a predicted model, not a curated record. Bases 157 to 2775 code for a protein of 872 amino acids.
UCCCAUUCGUAAUGUUUUCGGCGAUUUGCCACUUCCUCCAUUCGAAACUGCUGGCACGUUUUGUAUAGUUCCUGGGACUUCACAACUUAAACUCUACGUGGGAUUAUGGAUAAAGCAUAAUAGUCUUCUUUAAAAAAAAAUUAAAUUCACAAGAAAAUGGGAGUUCGUGGUCUAACUGGCUUCAUAGCCCGCAAUGCUGAGAAAUAUUUGACUCCAUACGAACUGCACGAUACCAAUUUGGUCAUAGAUGGUGAUAACUUGGCGUGUAAUUUGUACAAAGAUGCAUCAGGAAUUAACUCCGCAUUUGGUGGUGACUAUGAUGAAUUCUACAGGGCUGUGGUUAACUUUUUUGUGGUGCUGGCUGAAUGCAACAUCAAGGCAUAUGUGUUGAUGGAUGGUGGUUACGAACAACGUAAAUUGCGUACAGUGGGAAAACGUAUGCGCGGCAAAAUUUGUGUAAUAAAGCGCAUUAAUCCCAAUGCUUCCAUUACGGUUUUCCCUCUAAUGAUGAAGGAGGUUUUUGUGGAUGCUGUAAGGGAUUGUAAUGUCCCCGUUAUGCGUUGUGUCUUUGAGGCUGACGAUGAGCUGGCUGCUCUGGGAAGAAAGCUCAAUUGCCCCGUGCUGAGUUAUGAUUCCGAUUUCUAUAUACACAAUGUACGUUAUAUACCUUUGAUUACAUUGACCGUUAAGGCCCAUACAAAAACCUACAAGGAGAAGGAAAAGGACAAUGGUACGGAGGAUUCCGAAAGAAAAUUGCGAAAAACUGAAGCCAAGAAAUUGGAUAAGCGUACAAAAAAUAAUCGUGUAAUGGACACCAUUGUUGUCGAUAACAAAGAGAAAAAGCAAUAUAAAGGGAAAACCUAUAAAUAUUUGGAUUGUUGUAUGUAUCGCGUGGAGAAUUUAAUUGCCCGUGGGUCCCUGAGUAAGGAAAAGCUACCUUUGUUUGCCGCCUUGCUGGGUAAUGACUAUAUAUCACGAUCGGCAUUUAGGAAUUUCUAUUUGUCUGGCAUGGUUAAAGUGGGACGAGGUCGUAAGCCAAAUCAUCAGCAACGACGCAUAAGGCUCAUAUUGAAAUGGCUUAAAGAUGAGACUGGAGAAUCAGCCAUGAAUAAAAUUAUGUCAAGACUAAAGAAGAAUCAAAGAGAAUCUUUGAUGGCCCAAGUGGAAGCUGCUGUAAGUGGUUACUCCAAUGAACAAUGUCGUUCCUAUGAGUUUUUUAAACAACAUUAUGAAAAUGUCUUUGAGGACUUUAUGGACGGGGUGGAAGAUGAUGACAGUGAUCAGGAUUCUUGUUAUGAAUUAGAGGACGAUGAAGAUGAGAUUACCGAAGAGGAAGAAGAAAUCGAGGAAGACGAUGAUGACAAAGAAAUUACUGCAGCCCCAGAUAAUGACGAAGGAGAAGCGUCGGAAAUUGUUGAGGCCACCGAAGAAAAAUCAGAGGAUUCUGAGGCGGCAUCAGAAAGCGAGGAUGAUGAAGACGACGAAGAGGGCGAUGAUCCAAAUGAUAUAAUUUCCAAAUUUCCUCAAUGGUUCCUAGAUAAACUCUAUCCCGCCAAAUUACCAAGAUUUUUCGUGGAUCUAAUGCAUCUACGUAAAUAUAUAAAUAAUCCACAAAUUGAACAUUAUCCCUAUCAGGAUUGCAAUGACAUUGCUGUGCCAAUAUUGAGCUUAACAUACUCCCUGCUAAACAAUGUCAAAGGUGAAGAAUUUGUGGAAAGAGUCAAUGAAGAUGGUAGCAUACGACAUUUGUAUUACACAUAUCUGACACGAGCCACACGAGUCACCAAUAUCCAAUACAUUACGGUGGAAAUCAAGGAGAAACCAAAAUAUGAAUUUGAGCCGGAUAAACCCAAUCCAUUGUUAUUGCAAACUGUAUUCGAACACAAAAUGCCAGAGCUGCAAAGGGAACUACUGUUUAAAGAAAUUGAAAAAUUACCCGAAGAUUUGCGUUUAUAUUUCUUGGCAAUUGUCUACUGGAUGCACAAGUCACAACACUGCGAUUUAAUUCACCUGCAUGCUUUGCUAGUAUGCCUGGUGGUGUUAAGAACCAUUGAUUCGAAAAUUCCUCCCGAGCGAGAUAUUAAAACAUUCAAUAAACGUUUUGGUAAAAUAUUGAAGAAAGAAAGACAGGUGCGAGACAAAGAAGCUGCCGAGGGUAUAAAACGAACUAUACGGGAUGAUUUGAAAGAACUGCCCAUACCGGAACGCAUACAAUUCAUACAAAAAUCCGAUUGUUAUUUGGUGCAAAAUGAACUUCUAAAACACUUCCACAUGCAAGAGUUAUUCAAAAAGAAAUAUGAUCUUUUCUCGAGUACGGUCCUACAUGCCUUUGCCGAAUUGCAAUCUGUUGUCUUCCAAUUGCACUCACUGAAUGCAUUGCUAGAAUUUCCCUAUCAGGCACCACAAAUGUGCCAACUAUAUUGUGGCACCUUCCUAUAUAACCUUUACGACUUGUUCCGCAAUCGUUUAGAUAUUGAAUAUUAUGUUCGUAAUUUUAUUUUUAAAGAUUCCCAAAUGAUGUUUGAUUUCUAUACAUAUCUAUGGCAAUGGUGUGAACAGUUUAUACCCACAUGGAAACGUACAUCGGGGCAGGAAACUUUGAAAACAGUCAAUAAGAAAAUCAUGAAAAAGAAACGUCAAUUGGAAAGGAAGAAAGCUGCACAGGAAGUGGAAGCAGUUGAUCCCUAUGCCGAUAUGUUGAGCAGUACUGGAGAGGGUGAAGAUGAGUUUAUUGAUUUGAAUAAUAAAUUUUGUACUAUGUUAAAGGUUAGCUAAAAAAUGCAUUGAAGAAAUAACAAUUUUAGAUAUGUAUAACAAAAAAAGAAAACAUGUUUUAUAUUUUUAUAAAUACCUAUAAUGUUUUAAACAAAUAAUUGUUGAACUCUAAACCUCUUAUUUAGAGUUUUAAUGUGGCCCUAA